This is a messenger RNA of Oryza brachyantha (malo sina), 3200 nucleotides long. RefSeq names its product putative disease resistance protein RGA3. Bases 497 to 2824 code for a protein of 775 amino acids. Gene Ontology annotation, biological process: defense response to fungus. Gene Ontology annotation, molecular function: ADP binding; protein binding. NCBI's taxonomy places the organism in Eukaryota, Viridiplantae, Streptophyta, Magnoliopsida, Poales, Poaceae. The transcript is spliced from 3 exons. The record is from RefSeq and is a predicted model, not a curated record.
UGAAGGCGCUCAAGGACUUGGCCUACAGCCCCUCCGACACUCUCGACGAGUACUGCGCAAACAAGAAACCGGCUCCUGCUCCUGGAACGGUCCAGAUGCAUCCUUGUUGCAUAGCGGCCGUUUUCCCAUCAUCAGAACAGAUAAAUUCUACAUUACUGCUUAGCCCUUGUACUUAAGAACUUUCACUUAAGAGUAAAAUAUAUGACCGGUCCUUAAACUUGUGACGCGGUACCACUUAGAUCCAUAAACUUAGAAAAUGUACGUUUAGGUCAUGAACUCGUUUUACCAUAGAUAGUACAUUUGAAACGAGUUCAUAGACCUGGAUGAUACAUUAAAAACAAGUUCAUGGACCUAAACUUACAUUUUCUAAGUUUAUGGACCUAAAUGGUACCGCGCCACAAGUUUAAGGACCGGUCAUGUAUUUUGCUCUUAAUAAUUCUACCCUACUGUCAAGGUGAUUGAAACCCUGCCCUGCCCUGCCCUGCAGCUGACAUGGAUGGUCUUAUGCCUUCGGACUGUGUCCAAGAUUACCAUGGCCCGCAAGAUUAACAUGUUGCUGAAAAAACUGAUCGACAUCUCCGAAAGUUUUCGUCAUUUCCAGUUCAUAAAUGCCAACUUAUCAAUGGAAACAUCGAGUUUUCAACCGGUAAACAUUGUGGGAAGGGGCGGAGCAGAGCGUUAUAUAGUUAAGUUGUUAUCUGCUAGCGCUACCCAACAAGGCCCCAUCAUUCUUCCGAUCGUUGGGAAGGGAGGAGUAGGCAAGACUACCUUGGCUCAGAUGAUUUUUAACAAUCCACGAUUCAGCAACUACUCUCGUGCCUGGGUCUGUGUGUCGGAAGAGUUUGACUUGCGCAAAAUAGGAUUGUCCCUACUUUCCCUAAUUUCCCCGGUGACAGCCAAUGAGAGCCUGCUAUCAAUUGAUACAUUUGAGCUCAUGAUUCACUACCUUCGUGCUAUACCACGUGGGAAUAUUUUCAUAGUUUUAGAUGACAUAUGGGUGGAUGACCAUUUUCAGCUAAAUCUCUUGAAGAGGCUCAUAUCAAGUGUUGGCGAGGAGGGCAGUGAGGUGAUUGUCAUAAUAACCACACGCAACGAAGUCACCGCAGGGAUACUCUGUACGCUUCAACCAUACUGGCUCAGCCCAUUGACUGAUUAUAUGUGCUGGCAAAUAAUCCAACAAUCAAGUGGCUUCCAAUAUAUAGAAAACCAACAGGAGUUGGAGCAUGUUGGACAGAUGAUUGCAAUAAAAUGUGGGGGUUUACCAUUAGCAGCUAAAGUAUUUGGGCAGAUGUUGCGGUCCGAAGAUGCUAGCGGAUGGUCUGCACUGAUGAACCGUGAUGCCUGGAAUAUUAAAAAUGAUGAAGGUCUUGAUGAUUUAAAGUUAAAAUUCCUAUCUAUGCCGCUACAUUUGAGGUCAUGCUUUGCCUACUUGGCCAUCUUCCCCAGUGGUCACCAUAUAGUUAAACAUGAACUUAUUCAUCAAUGGAUUGCUGCCGGUCUUGUUGAGCAACCUGUUGGCUCGACUUUGUCAAACACUGACCUUGCUGAGCAUUAUAUCAAUGAGCUUUUGAGAAUAUUAUUCCUUCAAAAUCCAACUUCAGCUUUGACUAGUGAAAAGAAUGAAAAAAACGUGACGUUUUUUAAUACUCAUGUUCUCUUGCAUGAUCUAGCAAUAUCAGCUAUGGGAUCUGAUUUUAUUAAUCGGGAUGGUAGAGGUGGGGCAUCUUCUAGGGAAAAUAAUUGCCGUUAUGCAUUGCUCACUAAUUUUGAAGGCACACCCAAGUUAUCCAGUAUAUUGCCUUCCCGGCUAAGGGUACUACGCUUUCAGGGCUGUAAUGGAAUAGAGUUAAGCGAGGAUGCGUUUUCAUUUGCCAAGUACCUCCUUGUCUUGGAUUUAAGUGAAUGUUCAGUAAAGAAGCUGCCUGCCUCUAUCGGGCAACUGAAGUGUUUGAGAUAUCUUAAUGCCCCAAGGAUUCAAGAUGCAGUGUUUCCCGCUGUUAUCACUCGACUUUCCAGGUUAAUCUACCUUGGCCUUCAUGGAACCUCUAAAAUAUCUAAACUAAGAGAAUCAAUUGACAGGCUUGAAGAUCUGGUGCACGUUGAUUUAUCAGGCUGCUCUGGGCUAGAAACAUUGCCAGAGUCAUUUGGGAACAUCAAGUGUCUGGUGCAUCUUGAUUUAUCAGGAUGCUCUAAGUUAAAAACACUGCCGGAAUCUUUUAAGAGCCUCAAGAACUUGGUGCAUCUAGAUUUAUCAGAAUGCUCCUGUCUUCAAGGCGUGAUAGAUGCUUUGCAUGACCUCAGUAGACUCAGAUAUUUGAACUUGUCACACCCCUGCGGUUACUUUGUUGAAGACCGGUUCCAUCUCAGUGGCCUUAAUGAAGUUUUGCCCAAACUCGAAGAAUUACAAUAUCUGAACCUAUCGAUGUGCCUGAAUCCCCUCUGUUUCACCUUAGAACCUGAGGACGGUCUCGCGUAUGUUGCUAAAUGUAUCACUGGCCUUGGCAAGCUAGAACAUCUGGACUUAUCUCACAAUAAAUUUCUUUCUGAGCUGCCAUCUGAAAGUCUAGCCGGCCUCACAAAGAUGCAUACACUUGUCCUGUCAGGCUGCUUCAGGCUAAAGAGCCUACCAAAAUGUAUAGCAAACCUGUCAGAACUUUCAAAGAUUGACUUGUCUGGCUGCCCACAUCUCGAGUCAUUACCGAACAGCAUAGAGGAGCUCCGGUUUGCACUGCUACAGAGCCAUGAAAACAAUCAUUCACAUGAGGAAGAGAUUAAGGAGGUCAAGGAGCCUCAUUGCUCGAGCCAGUCGACUUCGAGAGGUUGAUGAUGUUACACUUUACUUUAUGAAAUUUUUUUGAUUAGACUUCGUAUCGGAUGUAUAACCGAAAGAUUAUUUCAACGACUAAUUAAAAAACUAGUUAUAUAGAGUGCCAGGAAACUACGAGAUGAAUUUUUAAAAUCUAAUUAAUCUAUCAUUAGCAUAUGUGAGUUACUGUAACCAUUAUGGCUCAAAAGGUUCAUCUCGCAAGCUUCUUCCAAAACUGUGUAAUUAAUUAUUUUUUAACUCUAUUUAACGCUCAUUUAUGUAUCAAAAUCAGGGACAUGUUUUAGUUUCCAUUUAUGUUUGAAGGAUUUCCGAAGCCUAUAUUGGAACUUGGAAAUCAUACCAUGUAGGUAUUCAAUUAUGGUGUAUGGGUCAG